Molecule: messenger RNA, 129 nt
Organism: Peronospora matthiolae
Lineage: Eukaryota; Oomycota; Peronosporomycetes; Peronosporales; Peronosporaceae
Source: the annotation of a GenBank genome assembly
AUGAUAAAUACAGUUCUAAUUUUUACUUUAGCCACGUACUCGCUUCUUCUUACCGUCUUCCUCUGCACGUACCAGUACAAGAUAAAUCCGUAUCUACUUGCCGCGUGCACAAAGCUGUGCACGAUAUGA